AUGGCCAACCAAGCUGUCGCCUGUCUCGCCGGCAUCAAUGUCGGCGCUCCGGCGCGUUCUGUUCCCAGUGCUGAUUUCGGCCUCAUCGGUCUGGCCGUCAUGGGCCAGAACCUGAUCCUUAACGCUGCUGACCACGGUUUCACUGUCUGCGCCUUCAACCGCACAACCGCAAAGGUCGAUCGCUUCUUGGCCAACGAAGCUAAGGGCAAGCCUAUUGUUGGUGCUCACUCCAUUGAGGAGUUCUGCUCCAAGCUCAAGCGUCCCCGUCGUGUCAUGCUCCUGGUUAUGGCUGGCCAACCCGUCGAUGACUUCAUCGAGGCUCUUCUCCCUUACCUCGAGAAGGAUGAUAUCAUUAUUGACGGUGGUAACUCUCACUUCCCCGACAGCAACCGCCGCACCAAGUACCUUGCUGAGAAGGGCAUUGCCUUCGUCGGCAGCGGUGUCUCUGGUGGUGAGGAGGGUGCUCGCUACGGCCCCUCCCUCAUGCCCGGUGGUAACGAGGCCGCCUGGCCCCACAUUAAGGAUAUCUUCCAGAGCAUCUCCGCCAAGAGCGACGGCGAGGCUUGCUGUGACUGGGUUGGUGACGAAGGUGCCGGUCACUACGUCAAGAUGGUUCACAACGGUAUUGAGUACGGUGACAUGCAGCUUAUUUGCGAGGCCUACGAUAUCCUGAAGCGCGGUCUCGGCUUGUCCCCCAAGGAGAUUGGUGAUGUUUUCUCCAAGUGGAACACUGGUGUUUUGGACUCCUUCCUUAUUGAGAUCACCCGUGAUAUCCUCUACUAUAACGACACAGACGGCACCCCUCUUGUUGAGAAGAUUCUUGACAAGGCUGGCCAGAAGGGCACCGGCAAGUGGACCGCCAUUAACGCUCUUGACCUCGGCAUGCCCGUCACCCUGAUUGGUGAGGCCGUGUUCGCUCGCUGCCUCAGCUCUCUCAAGGAGGAGCGUGGCCGUGCCUCCGCCAUCCUCGAGGGCCCCACCCCCAACUUCACCGGUGACAAGCAGGCUUUCAUUGAUGAUUUGGAGCAGGCUCUGUACGCCUCCAAGAUUAUCUCCUACGCUCAGGGCUUCAUGCUCAUCCAGGCCGCUGCCAAGGACUACAAGUGGAAGCUCAACAUGCCCUCCAUUGCCCUCAUGUGGCGUGGUGGUUGCAUUAUCCGCUCCGUCUUCCUCAAGGACAUCACCAACGCCUACCGCAAGAACCCCGAGCUUGAGAACCUCCUGUUCGACCAGUUCUUCACCACGGCUAUCCACAAGGCCCAGUCUGGCUGGAGAAACGUUGUCAGCAAGUCCGCUCUGUGGGGUAUCCCUCUGCCCGCUUUCACCACUGCCCUCAGCUUCUACGACGGCUACCGCACCAAGGAUCUGCCCGCCAACUUGUUGCAGGCCCAGCGUGACUACUUCGGUGCCCACACCUUCCGUGUCAAGCCCGAGUUUGCCUCCGCUGAGCGCCCCGAGGGCAAGGACGUCCACGUCAACUGGACCGGUCGCGGCGGUGACGUGUCUGCCUCUACCUACCAGGCAUAA
Messenger RNA from Penicillium taxi, 1527 nucleotides. Its product is annotated as NADP(+)-dependent, decarboxylating phosphogluconate dehydrogenase. Gene Ontology annotation, biological process: pentose-phosphate shunt; pentose-phosphate shunt, oxidative branch. The record is from RefSeq and is a predicted model, not a curated record. Gene Ontology annotation, molecular function: NADP binding; phosphogluconate dehydrogenase (decarboxylating) activity. The transcript is spliced from 4 exons. NCBI's taxonomy places the organism in Eukaryota, Fungi, Ascomycota, Eurotiomycetes, Eurotiales, Aspergillaceae. Gene Ontology annotation, cellular component: cytosol. Bases 1 to 1527 code for a protein of 508 amino acids.